AUGGAGACAGAACUUGUCUACUCAACUCCCUCCUCCCUCAACAACGGGAGUUUGAAGGGUCGCCUUGAGAGGGCGAUGCGGAACAACAAGCUCCUGCGAGGAAAGCUUUCGCGGGCAGAAGACAGUCUGCGCAGAGAACAGAAAGAGAAUCAAAAUCUGAAGUCAGAGCUCAAGAAAGCAAACUCGCAGAUCGAAGAACUCAAGAAAUCAACAAGAGUGCGAGACAAGCUCAAGUUGGCGCUGAGUGAGAGCGAGAACAUUCGAGAACGGCAGAAGAUGUACAUCGCAGAGCUCAAGGCUCAGCUGGAAAGAGCUAGGUCGAAGAAGAAGUGA
This is a messenger RNA of Guillardia theta CCMP2712, 333 nucleotides long. RefSeq lists its product as hypothetical. The record is from RefSeq and is a predicted model, not a curated record. The transcript has 5 exons. The coding region runs from base 1 to 333 and encodes 110 amino acids. Lineage: Eukaryota; Cryptophyceae; Pyrenomonadales; Geminigeraceae.